GCUAUACACAGUCCUCUUGAAACAAAUUACUCUCUUGCACUCCGUGGAGUGGGGAGAAAAGUUCAGCACUACCCCGGGCCGGCAGGUCACCUUCGACCACAUAGAACUGGACAAUUCAGACCAUGCCGGUGCCAGUAGAUACAAUAAGCUGGCGACCUGUACAAAAUUGGAACAUCUUAUCUUAUCCUGCUAUCUCUGUGACAUCCUGGCUCGACUUGUCGUCUCGUAACCACGUUUAGUCGCACCGCCGCGUCCCCCAAAGGGCCUAAAUUCGACUGACGAAAUUGCACGGUGUGGCUGAAACCCGAGCAUUUGAUUGUGCAGCCCCCAGAGCUCCUCUAGUGACUCUCACUGCUGCGUCCCAAUGACGAGCCACUCCUCAUUGUGGACAAUGGGUUUUUUAUGGCUAAACUCCCUCUGGCUCUUGUGCCUAGUUACCGGAAUGCUGGUGCUCAUUAUAGAGCGGAUCCUAGCAUACCAGCGCUCGGUAGCGAUCGUCCGCGAGAUUCCAGGAGAACGGUAUCCCUUCUCCUCGAUGUCCAUUCCGGGUGCGAUGCUGCCCUCCAGCUGCUGGAACCCUGGCAGGCUCGUUCGCUGGAACAAGCGCCGUACUUUGUACGACAAGAAUCCGAACGCGGAAAUCGUCUCCGAACUCGGAUACAUCGGGGGGUAUCCGGUGCUCAUUUCCAAAUCUCCCGAGGUAGCUAAACAGCUACUCGGCUUCAAGACCGACUUCGAUAAGGAGGAAAUGAUCAUGAAUACUCUUGCGCCGUUUGGGCCAAAUGUUUUUGCCACCAACUUCCACGACUGGCCCAGGCACAGGAGAGUCGUACAACCCGGGUUCACGACGAGUUUGUAUCAUGCGGUCUGGACAGAGACUGUCAACACUUAUUACGACUGUAUGACCACGGAGAAGUGGGAAAAGGAAAAAUCAUUCAUUAUGCCCGAUGUUCCGGCGAUUACCUCCAAGCUUGCUCUUUUCCUUAUCGCCAAAUGCGGCUUUGGCAUUCAUCUCGCGUGGAACGAGCAGGUCGGCCAUAAGGUCAACGGCAUGAGCCUCCCGGAUUGUUUCAACACCACGAGCACUGCUGUGGUAUUGCUCGCUAUGCUGCCUCAAUGGCUCUUUGGUUUACCCCUCACGUCACUUCGCCGCCUGAAUACUGCUCGACAGUCUCUUGAGGUUAUCCUUCAGGACCUGAUUUACAAACGUCGGACAGAAGGUGUUGAAAACAUCGACGAGAACGCCAACAAGGACAUAUUUAGCCUCCUACUGAAGGCGAACGAUGACGAGAAGGGUAGUAGGGCGUAUCUCACCGACCGAGAACUGGUCAGCAACGUGUUCCUACUCCUACUUGCCGGUUAUGAAACAACCAGUCGAUCUCUGGCUGCCACCCUCGCUCUGUUGGCAUGUCACCCGGAGGAGCAAGAGAAGGCAUACCAACAAAUCAAAUCUGUAGUCGGGAGUGUCAGGGAUCCGCCAUAUGAAGAUUAUGAACGUCUUCCAUUGGUGCAAGGUUGUUUUUUGGAGGGGUUGAGGAUGUUCCCCAGCGCCCCAGGAAUGAUUCGCAUAGCAGUACGAGAUACGAUACUCUCUGUACCCACCUAUGAUGGAAAGACCAGAACCGUUCCCAUCAAAGCUGGACAAUUUAUCUGGUCUGACUGGAUCGGCAUCGGCUACAACGAGCGCGUAUACUCUUCGGCUUACACGUUCUUGCCUGCCCGCUGGCUUGACCCUGAGACAGAACCUUUGAUCAACUUCUCGUAUGGACCCCGAGUCUGUCUUGGCAAGAAGUUUGCUAUCACGGAGGCAGUUGGCGUACUAACGCUGUUGCUGCGUGACUAUCGCAUUGAGCUGGCUCUGAAACAGGGCCAGACCAGCAAGCAGUGGCGGGAGAAGUGGGAACGAGAGGGCCAAGAGUCCAAAAUUGGGUUUGGCCCGAAGCGGUUCCCUUUGAAGUUCACCAGAAGGGCUGCAAUAUGAUGAGUCGGCUCAUUUAUGGAUCGGUCUUUUAGACACAGGUGGUCAACACAAU
Dacryopinax primogenitus is the source of this 2033-nucleotide messenger RNA. RefSeq names its product cytochrome P450. NCBI's taxonomy places the organism in Eukaryota, Fungi, Basidiomycota, Dacrymycetes, Dacrymycetales, Dacrymycetaceae. The record is from RefSeq and is a predicted model, not a curated record. The transcript has 12 exons. Gene Ontology annotation, molecular function: monooxygenase activity; oxidoreductase activity, acting on paired donors, with incorporation or reduction of molecular oxygen; heme binding. Bases 443 to 1981 code for a protein of 512 amino acids.